This is a messenger RNA of Perkinsus marinus ATCC 50983, 858 nucleotides long. Its product is annotated as Protein psr-1, putative. Gene Ontology annotation, cellular component: nucleus. The record is from RefSeq and is a predicted model, not a curated record. The coding region runs from base 1 to 858 and encodes 285 amino acids. The transcript is spliced from 7 exons. NCBI's taxonomy places the organism in Eukaryota, Perkinsozoa, Perkinsida, Perkinsidae. Gene Ontology annotation, molecular function: cis-regulatory region sequence-specific DNA binding.
AUGCCCAUCACCCAAGAGAGCUCGGAAGCAGUCAGCUUCUACCACUAUUGGAAAAAUGGAGGGUGUAGAGAGGAUGGACAGCUGUUUGUAUUCGAUGGAGAAUUCCGAGAGACCUGCCCGAAGUUGACUGAAGAUUAUGAAGUGUUUGAUUACUUCAAGAAGGACAUGUAUGACCUGUUGAACGGGACGCCAUACAGGCCUCGCAAUGCCUGGUUAAUGGUAGGAGGCCCUGGAGCUGCAUCCAAGUGGCAUGUUGAUCCUAAUGCUACUCACGCUUGGAAUGCAGUAGCGAGAGGAAGCAAACGAUGGUUCAUGCUACCUCCAAGCUGUAUUCCGGUCGGAGUGUACCCUUCUGGUGAUGGCUCUAACAUGACGCAACCUGUGUCCCUACUUCACGAAUGGUGGCCUAGAUUCUUCGAAGAGACCGAAGCUCUGUACGGCGAUAAGCUGCUACAAGGGACCUGCAAAGCUGGAGAGUGCAUGUUUGUUCCGAGGGGGUGGUGGCACUGUGUUAUUAAUAAUGACGACAAUGAUGACAUCACUAUCGCAAUUACUCAAAACUACUGUGCAGAAUCGAGCGUUCACAAAGCGCGACGUUUCUUCCGUGAAACUCCUCAUUGUAUAUCGGGUCUUCUCACCCACGAUUGCGAUGAGUAUGAGAAGUUGCAAAACGAGAUGGCUGAUGAGUUUGAUAAACGGCUGAGGAAAAAGCGUCCGGAUUUACUGGCGCGAGACGAUUCCCCGAAAGCGCCCAAGGAUAUUUUGGAUAGUGAGAGGCAUGAUGGUAAUGGUGAAAAGUUCUCUUUUUGGUCCCACUUGAAGUCCAUGCGGAAGACCAUAUCGUAUGAGAAGAAAUAA